UCUAAAUGUUUGUUUUGGCACUAAAAAAUAAAAUAUAUUUUUUUAUUGGCUAGAGACCAUACUAUAUAAAGAAGUAUAAAAGAUAGGAAUAGCAAUUAAGCAUCUUAAUUAUUUAUCAAGUAACAAGUUAGAUAAGGACCAUGGCUUAAAAAAAAGAUUAGAUAAGGACAAUAAGUAGAGUAGUAGAUAACAACCAUAGUAUCAUCAUUUUUAACUGAAUAUAGCUUAACAGUAAUUAGAUAGAUUUAAGUUCGGAAGUUCUCAAUUUGUUUUACUAAAAAAACAAAAUUAUUGUUUUACUUUUCUCUUUCUCUCAAUAAAGAUAUCAAAUAAUGACCUCUGUAUCCCCUCCCAUUUUACCCUUUUUCUGUGCGCGACGGCCAAUAAUUUAAUAUCAAAGUAACAAAACUUUUUGGUAGUUUCGGAAACCGAUAACGAAAGGCAACGUGGCGACUCAUGAUUGGUCAGAUCAUGAAUCAAAACUACUCUACUUGGUGUACACGUUAAGACCACAUCAUGAUCUCCCCUCUUGAUUUUUAACAAACUUCCAUCUCCUUUCAACCUUUCACUUCCCCCGUUUUUUUCCCCAAGUUUCACCGGACUACGACGGCGACCACGGCGGCGACAGCGACUUGGUUUUGUCUUUUUGUUUGCUUGCCAUUGCCUUGCCGCUGAUGCUGUUAGAAUAAUAAUAAGAAUCACAGAGCCCACUGGGUCUACUUUUCUUUUCCCAACGCCCUCCACUCUCCCCUCUGUCCUUUCUUCUUUUACCCAUUUGUUCCCCAAUUCUUUUCUUAUUUUUUGUUUUUGCCCCUCUCUCUCUCACUCCCUCCCAAGAUCUGGCCCCUCCCUCUCUCAUGGAGGCUGCUGCGUGAGCUGCCUAUCAAUUUCUCUAGGAUCUAAGAGAGACAAAGCUGCUGAGAUGAUUGGUUAGGAAAUGGGGAAGAGGGGUGGCUGGUUUUCUGCUGUGAAGAAAGCAUUUGCUCCUGAAUCUAAGGAAAAGAAAGAUCAGAAAUCCAACAAAACAAAGAAAAGAUGGUUCGGAAAGCCAAAGAAAUUGGAGAUAGUGGCAUCUGCGGAGCCAGCUCCACUGGAUGUGUCUGUUCUACCUAUUGAAGAGGUGAAACUAACAGAAGCAGAGAAUGAACAGAGCAAGCAUGCUUACUCUGUCGCUAUUGCCACUGCCGUUGCUGCUGAGGCUGCUGUCGCAGCAGCUCAGGCUGCAGCCGAGGUUGUUCGGCUCACCACCAUCCCUCGUUACUCCGGAAAAUCAAAGGAGGAAAUUGCAGCCAUCAAGAUCCAGACUGCAUUCCGUGGCUAUAUGGCAAGGAGGGCCCUGAGGGCAUUAAGAGGGUUGGUGAGGCUGAAGUCAUUAAUUCAAGGCCAAUCUGUUAAAAGACAAGCAACUACCACAUUAAGAUGCAUGCAGACUCUAGCUCGUGUGCAGUCACAGAUUCGUGCAAGAAGAAUUAGAAUGUCAGAAGAGAACCAGGCUCUUCAGAGGCAGCUCCAACACAAACAUGAAAGAGAGCUUGAGAGAUUAACUGCUUCUGCAAACAAUGAAUGGGAUGAUAGUACCAAAUCAAAGGAGCAAGUUGAAGCCAGAUUAGUGAACAGGCAAGAAGCAGCAACAAGAAGAGAAAGGGCGUUGGCGUAUGCUUACACUCAUCAGAAUUCAUGGAAGAAUUCUUCGAAGUCUGCAAACCCUACGUUCAUGGACCCGAACAAUCCCCACUGGGGCUGGAGUUGGUUGGAGCGAUGGAUGGCCGCUCGUCCAUGGGAGGCCAGAAGCACCGUCGAUUACCACGAUCGUGCCUCCGUCAAGAGCGCGAUCAGCCAUGCAACCUCAAUAGGAGACAUCGCUAAAGCUUACGCCCGUCGCGAUCUCAACCUCGACAUCAAGCCUUUUCCGAGGACGCCUACGAGCCAGAAAACCAGCCGACCGCCGAGUCGCCAAUCGCCGGCGACUCCAAGGAAGGCGCAAUCGUCGCUAUCUGCAGGGAGGAAACUGAAGCCGGCGAGUCCGAGAGGAAUCGGCUGGGGCGGAGACGAAGACUCCAGAAGCGGAUUGAGUGUCAAAUCGGAGCGUUACCGGCGACACAGCAUCGCGGGAUCAUCGGCGAGGGACGACGAAAGCUUCACGAGUUCGCCGUCGGUUCCAAGCUACAUGGCAUCGACAGAAGCAGCUAGGGCCAGGUCCCGGUUGUCGAGUCCGAUGGGAACGGAGAAGACAGCGGUGACGCCGGAGAAGGGAUCGGCGGGUGGAGCAAAGAAGCGACUCUCCUACCCGGCCUCACCGGCGACGGCGACGGCGCGGAGGCACUCCGGUCCGCCGAAAAUAGACGCUAGCCCGAUUAAGAAAGUUGAAGGGAAAGAUUAUACCGGAGAGAGCAGAUAGUUAAGAUGGAUUUGGUAGUGAUUUUGAUCGUCGUUUUAAGUUUUUUAUUAGCUUCGAGUUUUGUUGAAGGCAGGAAAAUGGCGAAUAAAAGUGGAUGGUAAAAUCUUACUGUUCUUGUAAAUGGAAUUGGACUUUGUUUGGCUGCCAACUUCUUUUUCUUUUCUUUUCUUUUUUUGUUUUUAAGAUCUGUGAAGUAUAUAUAAUUCGUCAGGUUCUUUUA
This is a messenger RNA of Momordica charantia (bitter melon), 2618 nucleotides long. RefSeq names its product protein IQ-DOMAIN 3. Gene Ontology annotation, molecular function: protein binding. Lineage: Eukaryota; Viridiplantae; Streptophyta; Magnoliopsida; Cucurbitales; Cucurbitaceae. The record is from RefSeq and is a predicted model, not a curated record.